AUGGAUAGAGUAUUUGUCAAGGCUAUUGCCACCAUCAAGGCACUCUCGUCAAGAUCCAAUUACGGGACGCUACCGCGACCACCAGCAGAGAGUCGUAUGAAACUAUAUGGCUUAUACAAGCAAGCAACAGAAGGUAAUGUAGAAGGAGUCAUGCCUCGACCAAUGGGGUAUACCGUGGAAGAUGAAGGAGCUAAGAGGAAGUGGGACGCGUGGAAACGGGAAGAAGGUUAUCUGAAGACAGAAGCAAAACGUCAGUACAUUAGCUAUUUGAUCGAUACUAUGCGUAUGUAUGCUAGCGGCACUCAUGAAGCUAGGGAACUCUUGAGUGAAUUGGAAUUUGUAUGGGAUCAAAUCAAAGAUCUUCCUUAUAAUCCAGAUGAAGAAACCCAUAUACCAAUCCCCUCUCAUCUGCCUCUGUUCAGUCAACUGGACAGAUUCACCAAUACUACUACCCCAGUACCUAAUCCUCAAUACAGAGAUAACUUGAACAGAAUUUAUUCUCAUUCAAGAAGAUCUACGGCUUUUUCUGUUAAUGAGUACAAUGCUAGAUUGGGUGGUCAUGAAGAUCCUGCUGAUACGGGGGUUCCCAAAACUUCCGGUCCAUUAUCUGUGUUCUCAUUGCCCCAAAUGGAAGACGUAACUGCUGGCUUUGGUUAUGGCGGUGGUGGUGGUCGAGGUCCUACACCAGGCGGUCGCAAGUCUUUUACUUCAGCUAGUCAUGGACAUACAGCAGCUUUAGCUGCUGGAUUAGGUCAUGGUGGUACUGCUCCUGUAAAUGCUGCUGCUAAUGCUGCUGCCGCAGUUUCUUCAGGAGUAACGGGCGCUAUUCCCGCAUCUGUUGAAGAAUUCAAGGCAUGGCAAGCUGAAAUCAAUUUGGCUAUUAAUAAACUCAUGAGAGAAAUUACUCAACGAAGCUCUUCUACAAGAAAUAAGCAUCAAUUAGAACAAUCAGACAGGCAUGGUCCCAAUUCCAAUGGUGAAAAUAUUUCCAAAUUAAAGAUUCAACUUAAGAAACGUCUUUUGAGCAUUGGCCGAAUUCUUGGGUGGAACCUUUUGAAAAUCGUUCAAAAUUUCUUCUUCUCUGUGGUUGCUCUUCUCUUUAUUGCAUGGUGUCUUAAAAGAAAUGUUGUGGUCAAUCGGACAAUUGUUAAAUUACCUGGUGAUCUGAUUUCCACCAGACAGAAGAAGGAAUUGGUGAUAAACUUGAUCCUUGAAACCUCUGAAAAUAAAUGGUUCAUACGACUUUUAGGCUUCAUAAACAAGGUAGUUGGUUUUGUAUGA
Molecule: messenger RNA, 1281 nt
Organism: Lizanozyma spartinae
Lineage: Eukaryota; Fungi; Ascomycota; Pichiomycetes; Serinales; Debaryomycetaceae
Exons: 2
Coding region: 1-1281 (426 amino acids)
Biological process (GO): fatty acid metabolic process
Molecular function (GO): fatty-acyl-CoA binding
Source: RefSeq, a predicted model, not a curated record